AUGCCGGUCGUCAAGGGAGGCGUCUGGACCAAUAUCGAGGACGAGGUCCUUCGCGCGGCUGUCUCCAAAUAUGGUCUCAAUCAAUGGGCCCGCGUGUCCUCCCUUCUCGCCCGCAAGACCCCCAAGCAAUGCAAGGCGCGUUGGAUCGAAUGGUUAGACCCUGGUAUUCGCAAAGUUGAAUGGUCGCGAGAGGAGGAUGAAAAGCUUCUGCAUCUCGCAAAGUUGAUGCCAACGCAAUGGCGGACAAUUGCUCCAAUCGUCGGCCGCACGGCGACACAGUGUCUCGAACGUUAUCAAAAGCUUCUGGAUGAGGCUGAAGCUCGCGAGAAUGAUGAACUUGGUCUUGGAGGGCCGGAAGGUGGUGAAGCGGCAGCUCCUAGUGCGGACGAUGUCCGUCGCCUUCGACCCGGAGAGUUGGACCCCGAUCCCGAGUCGAAACCUGCACGCCCCGAUACGAUAGACCUGGACGAAGACGAGAAGGAGAUGCUGAGUGAAGCUCGUGCCCGUCUUGCCAAUACACAGGGUAAAAAGGCCAAGCGCAAGGCUCGAGAGCGACAACUAGAGGAGUCUCGACGUCUAGCCGUUUUGCAGAAACGCCGCGAAUUGAAACAUGCCGGCAUCAAUGUCAAAGUCAAGACUCGCAAGCCUGGCGAGAUGGACUACAACGCAGAUAUUCCUUUUGAGAAGCCUGCGGCUCCUGGUUUCUAUGACACGGCCGAGGAACAGACUCGAAAUGAGCGCCAGCGAGAAAUGUUCGAUCCCCGAAAACAACAACUGGCAAAUAAGCGGAAAGGCGACCAAGACGAAGACGCCGAGCGCAAGAAGCGCAAGAAUGACAAAAACAGCAAUUCUGCCGCUUUCGCUGCGGCGGCACGCGCUGGCCAGAUGCAGAAAAUCCGCGAGGCAGAGCAGAGCAGUAAGCGGAGGGGUUUGGUUCUCCCUGCGCCACAGGUCAGCGAGGGAGAGAUGGAGGACAUCAUCAAGAUGGGCAUGGCUGGAGACAAGGCCAGCCGUAUGAGCGGAGAUGAGGAGACCACUCGGGGUCUGAUUGGAAAUUAUGGCGCCAUCGUUGGCGGGACACCAAUUCGCACACCUCGCGCCGCUCCAGAAGAAGAUCAUAUUGCGAACGAGAUCAAGAACAUUCGAGCUCUUACGGAAACACAGUCAUCGUUGCUCGGAGGAGAAAACACACCCCUGCACGAGGGACGGUCUUCAACAGGAUUUGAGGGCAUUGCACCUCGACGGCAAGACAUUGUCACGCCCAACCCUAUGGCUACACCGUUCCGUCAGGCCAACGGCGUUGGAGCCACCCCUAUGCACGGAGGGGUUAGACCCGGAGCUACACCUCUGCGAACGCCACGAGAUCAUUUCUCGCUGAACCGGGAAGGAGAAGGAGGUCAAAUCACCGGAAGCACGCCAAGAGAAAUUAAGAUGCACGAGAACUUCACGCGACAGUCGAUCCGCAGCAAGUUAGCUUCCCUGCCGAAACCCAAGGAGACCGAGUGGGAGCUUGAAGAGCUCCCAUCCGAAACCGCCGAGCCCUCUGCGGACGUGGAGAUGACUGAAGAGGAUGCCGCUGAGCGAGAUCGUCGAGAACAGGAGGCCCAAGAAUCGGCUGCCAAGGCAGAGUUCAAGCGUCAGUCGCAAGUUUACCAGCGCGGGCUCCCUCGGCCUGUCGUGCUUGACCUGGAGGCGUUGAUGCAAACUGCUUCCCAUGUUGAGGACCCCAUCGAAGCACUUAUUUCUCAGGAAGCAGCGACAAUGAUUGCACACGACUCGCGCAAGCAUCCUGUUCCCGGAGCCAAGAUCGAAGGCAAAGCACCAAAGCUACAGCGUCUCGAUGACCAAUUUCUGGAAGCUGCCCGGGCUGCCUUGGCGGCGGAGAUCGCUGCUGAUGAAGUUCAACAGCAGCAAAGAGAAUGGCAAGAAAAAUUCGACGAUGUGUGGUCGAGUAAUCGGGCUCAAGCUCUGCCCGGUCUUGACCUAUAUGACGACGAGGAAAGCGAAGAGAACGCGUUCCAGGAAGAGCAGCGUAUGAUUGCAGCAUUCGACGGCGUUCAAGCAUCGCUACUAGCUACUGCGGAGAAGGGUAACAAGCUGGAAAAGAAGCUGGCACUGCAUUACGGCGGUUAUCAGAACCGUGCCAAAACCCUUCGGACCAAAAUCUUAGAGGCGGGCACUGCUCUUCCAAGGGCGCAGGAUGAGCUUGACGCUUUCCGGACGCUCCAGAUCUCAGAGGAAGCUGCCAUCACUCGGCGACUGGAGCGUCUGAGGGAAGCAGUAUCAUUCAUCAUGCGUCGGGAGCGUGAAGCUCAAGAACUUUACAAGAGCCGUAAGGAUGAGCUAGACGAGCUCAUUGCCGGAACUGCCAAGAUCAACGGCUGGCAUUGA
Molecule: messenger RNA, 2391 nt
Organism: Penicillium diatomitis
Lineage: Eukaryota; Fungi; Ascomycota; Eurotiomycetes; Eurotiales; Aspergillaceae
Gene: cef1
Product: putative cell division control protein (Cdc5)
Exons: 4
Coding region: 1-2391 (796 amino acids)
Biological process (GO): mRNA splicing, via spliceosome
Cellular component (GO): spliceosomal complex; Prp19 complex
Source: RefSeq, a predicted model, not a curated record